Prunus avium (sweet cherry) is the source of this 1270-nucleotide messenger RNA. Lineage: Eukaryota; Viridiplantae; Streptophyta; Magnoliopsida; Rosales; Rosaceae. The record is from RefSeq and is a predicted model, not a curated record.
UGAAGAGAACUGAAACCAUUCUCUGGUUUUCACAUGGUAUCAGAGCUUCAAGAUCUCUGUGAAUUUUUUUUUCUUUCUCUAAACUGCUGACAGUUUCAGCAGCUCUACCCUUCAAAUCGAUAUUUGUUCCCCAGAACUCUCAGACUCAUCGCCACCUCACUAUCUUGACGAAGUCUGAAAAAUAGAAAAAAGAAGCCCAUGGGUGAUUCUGAAAAAAAGGCCAGCUCUGGAUCGACUUCCAGUUCUGUCACCCAAAAUGACAUGACAUUGCAGAUCACGCCGGAUAAAUUGGAUGGUUCCAAUUACUCUUCUUGGUCCCGUAGUGUCAAACUUUAUAUUCUUGGAAGAGGAAAAUGGGGAUAUAUCACUGGCACAAAGGCGACACCAACAGAAGCAGAUGUUUUGUAUUCCACCUGGGAAGAAGAAAAUGCCAUGGUUCAGUGCUGGCUUCUCAAUUCCAUGACCAGAAAUUUAAGGGCUAUUUUUCUUAGCCUUUCUACUGCGAAAGAAGUGUGGGAUGCUGUUACUCAGACCUAUUCUAUUGGUAAAGACGCAUCAAAAUUAUAUGAGCUUCGGUGUAAGGCACUCGCAACUCGUCAGAAUGGUACGUCUUUAUCUGAUUAUUAUGGUACAUUACAGUUAAUUUGGCAAGAAAUCGAUGUCUUGCGACCAAGCAAAAUGAAGUGUUCAGAUGAUGUUGCUGCCCGCACAACGGAAAUUUCGAACGAACGAUUAUAUGACUUCUUGGCUGGACUUGACCAUCAUUUGGAUAGAAUUCGAGGUCAAGUUCUAGCCGAAGAUCCUCUCCCGAGUGUGCAAGCCGCAUAUGCACAGGUGUGCUCUGAAGCUAAUAGGCAAGCAACCAUGUUAGCUGGCUCACAUGUUGACGGGUCAGCUAUGACAACCACUUUACAUCGCCCUGUACCUAGAAGUGGUCAUCCAAAGCCGGGACAAAAGGAGCUUGACACACGCCAAUGUACCCACUGUGGGAAGAAAAAACACACUCGGGAAACUUGUUUCGAAUUGGUUGGAUAUCCAGAUUGGUGGGUGGACAAACAAGAAAAGGGAAAAGAGAAGAAAAAAAGUGUUGCAAAUUUGGCUUCACAACCUUUACCUCAUGGUUCUUCACCACAUAUGGAUCAGUCUGCUCUCAGAGUUUUCCCCAACACUACUUCCACUUCCUCACCAUAUCCAGGAUCUUCAGACAAAGGAGCAGAUUGGUCAUGGUAAGGAAAGCGGAGGAUUGUACUACUUGGACUCAAAACUGCCU